Pangasianodon hypophthalmus (striped catfish) is the source of this 430-nucleotide messenger RNA. Its product is annotated as protein S100-B. The coding region runs from base 108 to 389 and encodes 93 amino acids. Gene Ontology annotation, biological process: positive regulation of cell population proliferation; positive regulation of canonical NF-kappaB signal transduction. Lineage: Eukaryota; Metazoa; Chordata; Actinopteri; Siluriformes; Pangasiidae. Gene Ontology annotation, cellular component: cytoplasm; nucleus. The transcript has 3 exons. The record is from RefSeq and is a predicted model, not a curated record. Gene Ontology annotation, molecular function: transition metal ion binding; S100 protein binding; RAGE receptor binding.
CUCAGCUCCAUUUCUGUAAAGUCGUCAUAUUCACAAGGAGUGGUGUGUGCAUCGGGGAAGGACGUUUCAUACUCUGAGCGAAAACACUGACAUUCUCCUUAAGAAUAAUGUCAUCCGAGCUCGAGAAAGCAAUGAUAACCAUCGUGCAGGUCUUCCACAAGUACUCCAGACACAAGUGUAAGCUGAAAAAGGCUGACCUGAAGGAUCUUAUUAACAAUGAGAUGAGCCAGUUUAUCAUGAAAAUUCAGGACAAGGAUACCCUUGACUUGCUAUUUUCUGAUCUGGAUCAGAACGGAGACCGAGAGAUAGACUUCCAUGAGUUCAUUCCUCUCAUUGCCAUGGUGACAUCAGCAUGCCACGAUCUGUUCAUUUUGGAGCACAGUCAUUAAAAUAAUCGACUCUAUAAAAAUAAACACCAUUAUAAACUGUG